Messenger RNA from Penicillium canariense, 2634 nucleotides. It is a transcript of the gene farB1, whose product is annotated as putative C6 transcription factor (Ctf1B). Gene Ontology annotation, molecular function: zinc ion binding; DNA binding; DNA-binding transcription factor activity, RNA polymerase II-specific. The transcript has 3 exons. Lineage: Eukaryota; Fungi; Ascomycota; Eurotiomycetes; Eurotiales; Aspergillaceae. Gene Ontology annotation, biological process: regulation of DNA-templated transcription; DNA-templated transcription. The record is from RefSeq and is a predicted model, not a curated record. Bases 1 to 2634 code for a protein of 877 amino acids.
AUGAGUAGUGUCACCACGACCAUGGCCGAAUCCGACUCUGGAAAACGCAAGGCCUCGGUCGCCAGCCUCUCCGCCCAUAAUCGCCCGGUGAAACGUCGGGCGUCCAAAGCCUGCUGCUGCUGCCGGGCCCGCAAGGUUCGUUGCGAUGUGGUAGAAAAUGGCUCGCCCUGCACGAAUUGCCGCCUCGACCAAGUUGAGUGUAUUGUUACAGAAAGCAAGCGGAGAAAGAAGUCGCGUGUGGAAGCGGAAACCAGUCAGCCCGCCGACUCGCCUGGCGAAGCCUCCGAGGAGAAUCCACUGGGCCUGGGCUCUCUGCACGGCCUGGCCGAUAUGGAGGCUACGUCGCCCUCGCAGAACUCGGUCGAUAUCGACUAUGGGCAACAUAUGCCGCAUCUGCUCUAUCAAUCGCAGGCCCAUCGCAUUGGCUCUGAUGAUCGUUAUCGUCACCGAAUGGCCCCUAGCCCGGCCGUUCCUUCAUCGAUACCUUUGGCCGAUGCCACCCUGCAAAUUCAGCAACUGCUGGACCCGAAUCUUGGUCACUCCCACUCUGCCAAUGUCUUCCUUCCCGACUAUAUCCGUGGACUGCCGGCACGACUCCAGAAGGAGGACAUCGACUAUUUAGCCGCCAAGGGUGCCUUGACAAUCCCCGAUGUGAGCCUCCGCAAUGAAUUGCUCAAGGCCUACAUCCACUACGUUCACACAUAUAUGCCAUUGCUGGACUUGGAGGAAUUCCUGCAGACCAUUGUCCAGAAUGAUGGCAUCCACCGCAUCAGUCUCCUGCUAUUCCAGGCCGUCAUGUUCGCUGGCAUGGCCUUUGUGGACAUGAAACAUCUCCAGGCCGCCGGCUACCAGACCCGGAAAGCGGCCCGCAAGAUUUUCUUCCAUCGGGCCCGUCUGCUGUACGACUUCGACUACGAGGUGGACCGCAUCUCCCUCGUCCAGUCACUCCUGCUGAUGACGUACUGGUACGAGACCCCCGACGACCAGAAGGACACCUGGCACUGGAUGGGUGUCAGUCUCUCUUUGGCCCACACCAUCGGUCUACACCGGGACCCCGGUAACUCGCGGAUGGACCUUCGCCGCCAACGGAUGUGGAAGCGCAUCUGGUGGAGUACGUACACGCGCGACCGAUUGAUUGCGUUGGGCAUGCGACGGCCGAUGCGGGUGAUGGACGACGACUGCGAUGUGCCCAUGCUCGCCCUGGACGACUUCGAAUUCCGGACCUUCUCCCCGGAGAUCGUGAAAAUGAUCGGCGACUCGGAGAUCUUGCAGAAUGUCAGCCACCAGCGGGAGCUGGCGCUGAUGUUCAUCGAGAAGGCCAAGCUGUGCCUCUGCGUCAGCCAUGUCCUUUCGGCCCAGUACUCGGUGCUGAGCCACAAAUUCGGCGGUACCAUGGAAACCACCAUGAUGCUGGUACCCAAGAAAUCGACCGCGGAGACUUUCGAGGUGCGACGCUGUGACCAGGAGCUGGAGGACUGGCUGGCCAACCUCCCCGUGGAAACCCAGUAUUCGCCUUCGGGGGGCUCAAAGCUAUCCGAAGCUAGCGAAGUGCUACACUCUCACCGUGCCCUGCUGAAGAUGGUCUAUCUCACUACGUCCAGCGCCCUGCACCGCCCACAGGUCCUCCCCGCCGUGCCCUAUCCGUCCGUGGACGCUGAGCUGCAAGAUCUGUCCCGCAACAAGGUGCGCUUCGCCGCGGUGGAAAUCACCAACAUUGCCCAGGACCUUCACCUCCUGGACUUGACCCGGUACUACCCUACCACCGGUGUGACCGUGCUUCUCCCUGCCGUCAUCAUCCACCUGCUGGACAUCAAAUCCAGCGACCCAAGCGUGCGCAUGACCAGCCUCCAGCGCUUCUACCAAUGCAUGCGCAUUCUCCAGCGUCUUCGCGAGAUUUAUGCCUCCGCCGACUUCGCCACCUCCUUCCUUGAAGCUGCCAUCCGCAAAGCAGGCAUUCAGCUCACCGUCGCCCCGCAAGACGUGCAGUCGUCGCGGGCCCGCUCCAGCCGCACCACGACCACCCCCAACUCUACCGCCACCACCCCAGACACUUUCGACUUCCUCUCCCGCCCCACCGCGCUCACCCCCCCACCCGACUCCCUCGCCCAAAAGAUCCCCGACCUCACAUACCCCAAGCCUGGCCCCGCGCCUAGCCGCACCCAAGCCGGCGCCAAUCUCUUCGCGACGACGCCCCCGCACUCCGACGGCAGCGAAAACGGGAGUACGAAUAACCUCAACCCCCACGCCUCCCAUGACGCCUUCGCCAUCCCAGACUUGAACUCUCACAUGAGCCUCACUGAGCUGAUGGAUCUGGCCAAUGAUGCUGAAGUGACCCAGAACGACUUCGACGCGCUGAUCAACUUCGACGAUGCCGGGAAUGACUUAUUCGCGGAUGACCAGCCGCAGUCGAGUAUUCCCAGCGUCGGUGUGGGCGCCGAGGAAAAGGCCUACGAAUUUGAUAUGAAAGCCCUGGGCUUUGACACGGAGCCCAAGGCAUUUGAUUUCGCGCUAGCGGAGCCGCAUGUGGGUGAGUGUGGAGGACCCACGGGGUAUUCAGCCGAGGCUCAGCGGCCCGGUCGGACGGCCGAUGUGGACGCCGAUCUCGGGGGGUUGGAUGAAGGAACCUGUGCAUAA